This is a messenger RNA of Rotaria socialis, 342 nucleotides long. NCBI's taxonomy places the organism in Eukaryota, Metazoa, Rotifera, Eurotatoria, Philodinida, Philodinidae. The record is from the annotation of a GenBank genome assembly.
AUGAUCUUGGGUGAUUUUAAUAUUGAUAUUGAACAAGAUGGUGAAAAAGCAGAUACAAUUCUCGAGUGGAUGGAUUCAUGCUGCAUUGGGCCGGUAGUUCCUGAUUCCAAUACAUCACUUCGUUCUGGUCGAACUAUUGAUUAUGCUGCGUCAAUCUGUGUUGAUCUAACAAUUCAAGCUUAUGAAGGUGAUACCACUAGUGAUCAUAAAUCUCUUUUAGGUGUACUGGUUGGGAACAAAACCUCCACAGACGAAGAAUCCAGAACAAUAUGGCCUGUUUUCACUCUAAUUUUAUCUUACAUAUUUGAUUAUUGGGGGAAAAUGGAACAAAGAGUCUUCUGA